Molecule: messenger RNA, 3127 nt
Organism: Belonocnema kinseyi
Lineage: Eukaryota; Metazoa; Arthropoda; Insecta; Hymenoptera; Cynipidae
Product: GATA zinc finger domain-containing protein 10-like
Exons: 8
Coding region: 168-2411 (747 amino acids)
Biological process (GO): regulation of DNA-templated transcription
Cellular component (GO): histone acetyltransferase complex; nucleus
Molecular function (GO): histone acetyltransferase activity; transcription coactivator activity
Source: RefSeq, a predicted model, not a curated record
CUGCAGCAUCAGCAAACUUUGUUCUAAGACGAACGACGCACGCACAGCGAAAGUUUUGCCAGUGCAACAGAUGUUAUGGAACAAUUAUGUAACGAAGCUUAAUAAACAAUCCUGCACUCUAACAAACAAUCCUCGAAAGUUUCUAUGAAGGUGUAGUUUGCAUCAAGAUGGAAGUUAAUCAUAAAAUCGAAAUUGAAAAUCACGGUGGAGAUGGUGUCAGUUGGAGUGAUAGUAUCGCAACCGAAUUCAUAGAUGGGAACUGGUGUGACUCGCCUUUAAAAAAAGAACCAACGUAUCUAAUGAAAGAAUCUGUUACUCCGAUGCCAGCAUUUGAAGAACAGCAACAACUGCAAAACAGCAUACCUUAUCAACAACUUAUGCACACUCUGAAGGGUCCCAGUACUGUUGAUCAGCAAAACCAAAUAAUUCACCUACUCAAGAACAAUCCUUCACUGAUGUCUACGUUUAAAAAACAAAAACAGCAACAAUCUAGGAUGAAUGGUGUUAUAAACCCUAUGGGUCCUAGCCAAGUACAACAGCUACCUAAUUUGCAGCAUAUGUAUCCUCAACAACCGCAACAUCACCAACCGCAGCAACCACAAUCUGCAGAGGAUCCUAGGGUGCAGGAACAUCAAUUUCAAGGUCACUCGAGAGUGACACCUGGUGUACAGUUUCCUCAACAAUAUGGAGUUCCGGGUGGACGGGCAGGUCAAGUUGGUGCAGAAAAUACUUCAUCGGUACAUAAUAGAGCCUAUGAUCAACUCAUAGACUCUUUGAAAAGAGCCACGACUGUUGCACAGCAAAAAAAAAUACUUCAGACGCUCAGGAGCAACCCUUCACUGAUGGCUGUAUAUUUAAACAAAUGCAAGCAAAACGAAGAGCAUGAUGAAAGAGUUGACACACUCGAUCAUAAUCAACAGCAAUCCAUGCAACAUGUGCUUUCACAACAACAUCAAUACCAGCAAUGCCAACCCGGAAUGGGAAUUAAUGACCGGAUGCCUCCAGUCGGUUUAAUUUGCAAGGAAAACAUAUCGACGUUGCACGAUGAAGCCUAUCAGCAACUUGCACCCACUCUGAAAAGUCCACAUUCUCCUAAUCAGAAGCAGCAAGUACUCCGCAAUAUCAAGAGCAAUCCUGCAACUAUGGCUGCACUACGAAAACAUCGCCAAAAGCAGGCUGGACAGAAUAGUGGAGGAGCUGGUACACUGGUUCCUAGUCAAUCCCAAAAUCAAGACUCUGCUUUGCAUCUCAUAGUUCCACAACAACCAGUACAACAGGAACAAUACAGAAAUCAGGUCUAUCAACAACCGCCACAGCUGCCGCAACAUCUCCCAUGUCCGAUAAAUCAAGAACUUCCUCUUAAGAUUGAGCCAAUCAAUCCAAUUGAUUCUGAAAACGCAAUAUUGAAACAAAGUGCAGCAUACGAAAAACUUAUAGAAAUUUUAAAAAGACCCAAUACUCCUGAGCGGCAAAACCAUAUCCUCCACUUAGUCAAGUGCAAUCCUCUACUCAGGUCUGCUUUCGCCAAAAAACGCCAGCUAAUUGAGCAGCAGAGUGGUAUCUCAGUAGCACAAAAUAAACCACUGCAUCAACCGGGCGUGCAGCAUGUAUUACCUCCGCAAGAACAAUAUAAAAUAAAUCAACAGCUGCAGCAACAAUCUGCGCAAGGACCCAGUCUACAGCAAAAUCCGCUGCACUGGUACACACAGCAGCAACAUCCACAGGAACAACAAUAUGGCAAUAUGGCAGCUUUGAAGCAUACUACUUCUCCUGAGAAGAUAAACCAAAUAAUUCGUGAUCUACAGGGCAAACCCGGAUUGAUAUCUGACUUCGCCGAACAACGUCAGCAUGAAGAAGUUCAUCCACUCCAUUCUAUUCCACCGCAACAAUCGCAACUGCAACAAAUUCUGUUUCAACCGCAAAAUCAGCAAAGCCAACCGCCGUAUUCGCUCGGACCCACUGUGCCGCAAUAUCAACAUGAAUCUCUCACGCAAACAUCUCCGCCAUCUUACGAACCACAAAAUCCAAACAGUUCAUCUUCAAUGAAUUAUGUUGGAUUCGAACAAGAUUAUGGUCAAGCGAGUUGGAACCCUACAUCUCCAAUGCAACAGCUGAAACAGUUGGUUGAAACACCAUCUCCUGCUUUUUCUUCGCCGUCAAUUCCGUCUCCUCAAUCAGUACUAUCCCCAAUUAAUCGCCCGGUUUCGUUUUCAGAAGUUGCUCCUGAACCCUCCUCCCAUUUUCAGCCUCUUCAUCCACCCCAUGAUGAUCAGAAUUAUUCACCGGACCACGAAUUGUACGUUCCUAGUGGAAUCCUGUCUCUAGAAUCUUAUCCUGUGAAUUGCAAUGACACAAGUGAAAUGCUGAAAAUUACACCCCAGGAUUUAUUCGACUUUGUAAAUAAGUUGUAAUUAAAUAUUUUACGCAGCAGUUUGAAAGAAAGCUGAAAUAAAUUAUGGUUAAGAUAGGCUCACAAGGGAAAAUAAAAAAUUCUGGAUUUAAAGAUUGGAUCAAGGCGAGAAAUGAGCGUAUUGGAAUCCUAAAAACGUUUAAUUAAUUUGGAAUCAAUAGAUAUGCGGUUACUCGAUUUCCAGAAAAAUGUUUAACAUAUUCCUUGAUUGUAAAGUUUUUAAAUUGUUUUUCGAUUGCAAUAUUUUUUUAUUUCUGCUAAGCUGAAAACUUUAGCGGCAAAGAUAGUCUAGGGAAAAAAUCGCCCAGACCCAGGAAUCCAAGCUGGAAACACAACGAAUUUUUAAAAUUCUGGUUCUGAUAUUUAAAGAAAUUAUCUGUAAAACUUGAGUUACAAUUUUUCAGAGCAUGUGUAGCUUUUUCCAGCAAAGAAAUAUACAAGAAAAAAAUGCGCUGUAUUUCAAAUUUAGAUCCUGGGCUUUGGGGAUCUUUUUCUUAGUGAUUUUUUUUUCACUGAAAAGUUUUCAAAUAUCAGAAAAAAGUAUUUUUUUAUUUACACUGGAGUUAACAUCUUUUUCUUAUCAGGCGUGAAUUAAAUAGGAAUUAUCUCGUAGAACAUGAUUAAUUAAAAUUAAAAACUAAGAAGACUUUUUUAGACUUCUAGGAAUGUAAAUAAAAUUGAUGUACAAGAAAAUUUAAAAACUCUGCAAACAGAACA